UUAAAAUUAAGAUGGAGAAGACUAUGAUGUGUGGUCUCGCAGAAUCACAGCCAAGUCAUCUCCACUUCCAUGGCUACUCCUUUAGCUGCUCCUCUCUUCUCUCCUUUCGCUCUUUCUUCAGCAAGAAACCGCCAUUCAUAUCCCAAGAUCCGAUUCCCGUCGAACAAUGGGAAGACUUUCGAAUCCAAAGGACUCCCGAAGCUAAAUCUAUCGAAAUGUAGUAAACUAAGGAGCAAGUUUAUGCAAAUGGGUUCCCGAGAGAUGACUUCUGGGAGAAAACUCUCAGUACAGGCCAUGGAUGGUGCAGGGACAGGCAACACAUCAACGAUCUCUAGUAACGUGUUGGCGAUAGCGCACUUGUUGGUGUCGCUUGGGAUCAUACUAGCGGCAGACCAGUUCUUGAAACAGGCUUUUGUAGCAGCCUCCAUAAAGUUCCCAAGCGCUUUGUUUGGGAUGUUUUGUAUAUUCUCUGUUCUUAUGAUAUUAGAUUCCGUUGUCCCCGCUGCUGCAACAGGUAUGAUGAACUUCUUCGAGCCAGCGUUUCUGUUUAUCCAGAGAUGGCUUCCUUUGUUCUACGUUCCUUCUCUUGUGGUCCUCCCUCUUUCCGUUAGAGAUAUUCCGGCUGCUUCAGGCCUCAAAAUCUGCUACAUUGUAGCUGGUGGAUGGUUGGCGUCUCUUUGUGUAGCAGGUUUCACAGCUAUAGCAGUGAGAAAAAUGGUGAAUACCGAGAUGACGGAAGCUGAGCCUAUGGCAAAACCUUCUCCAUUCUCAACACUUGAGCUGUGGAGUUGGAGUGGAAUCUUUGUUGCGUCGUUUGUCGGUGCUUUGUUUUACCCUACUUCGUUGGGAACAAGUGCAAGGACUUGUCUCCCUUUCCUUCUUUCUUCCACUGUUCUAGGUUACAUUGUCGGUACUGGGUUGCCAUCUUCUAUCAAGAAAGUAUUCCAUCCGAUCAUCUGCUGCGCUUUAUCUGCACUACUCGCCGCUCUAGCUUUUGGGUAUGCUUCCGGAUCUGGACUUGAUCCUGUUUUAGGAAACUACCUUACCAAAGUAGCAUCAGAUCCUGGUGCUGGUGACAUAUUAAUGGGUUUUCUUGGCUCUGUCAUUCUCUCUUUCGCUUUCUCCAUGUUCAAACAGAGAAAGCUUGUGAAGCGGCAUGCAGCUGAGAUUUUUACGUCUGUGAUCGUUUCAACAGUAUUCUCUCUCUACUCCACUGCUCUUGUUGGACGUUUAGUAGGUUUGGAGCCAUCUUUAACGGUUUCAAUCCUACCUCGCUGCAUCACUGUUGCGUUAGCACUUAGCAUUGUAUCACUCUUUGAAGGGACCAACUCGUCUCUUACAGCAGCUGUAGUGGUUGUGACUGGUCUGAUAGGAGCUAACUUUGUACAAGUUGUUCUUGAUAAACUGCGCUUGAAUGAUCCUAUUGCUCGUGGAAUCGCAACUGCUUCAAGUGCUCAUGGACUUGGAACAGCAGCUUUGUCGGCUAAGGAGCCAGAGGCACUUCCUUUCUGUGCAAUUGCUUAUGCUCUCACUGGAAUCUUUGGAUCGUUACUCUGUUCUGUCCCUGCCGUCCGACAGAGUUUGCUGGCUGUCGUCGGCUAAGAAGUGAUGAUGUGGCGACAUACAAUUGGUGGUGGCCCUAGAAGCCGGCGAGUUACUUCAAUAUGGGAGCUGUUUGGUUUGUAUGUGAAACAAAAGCUUGCAUCAUAAUAUUUUCAUUCUGUUGUGUAUAUGUAAAGAAAACAAAAUAUGUAAAAUUUAUUAUUUUAAUUGAGACAAAAAGCCAAUUUUCUC
Molecule: messenger RNA, 1794 nt
Organism: Eruca vesicaria subsp. sativa (arugula)
Lineage: Eukaryota; Viridiplantae; Streptophyta; Magnoliopsida; Brassicales; Brassicaceae
Source: the annotation of a GenBank genome assembly